UGCAAGCCCAGGGAGCUAGAGCCAUAAGAAAACUCCCCAACCCCAGACCAAAGAUUCUCUUCAGUCUUCUCAACUAACUACAAAUCCCUCCUUUUUUUUUUGUUUUCUUCCCUUUCCUGUCAACAAGAAAACAGAACAGAAACAACAGAACAUGUUCUCCAAAUCCAGCAAAGCAAAACCAUGGCAAAUUCCUCUUCUUUCAACAACCGCAACGCUGUAAUAACCUCAAUAUUCCUUGUCUCAUUCCUUUUAACAGUUUUCCUCUUCAACAAACGAGCUCUUGAGCCCUCUCUCUCUUUCUACAGAGAUUUCUUUCCACAAAGAGCUACUGCCCCCCUCACUUCCUCCCCCAAUUUCACCCUUCCUGACUCAGAACAACCAGUUGACUCAGCGACUAACCAACCCGUUUCUCGAAAUGAGACUAUUGAGUCCAAAACUGGUGAUGAUUCAACUAAAGUGGAGGUGUCUGCUGAAAAUGAGAAAGACAACCCAGAUGGGGAUUUUGAGUCUGGUGGGGGUUCGAGUGAUAACUCAACACAUGUGGAGGUUUCUAGUGAAAACGAGAAGGACCCAGAUGGGAAUUUGGAGACAGGUGCGGAUUUGGAUGGUAAUGGUGAUGAUAAGUUGAUGACGAGUUUGAAAAGUUGUGAUCUUUUUAUGGGUACUUGGGUGAAAGAUGAAGAGUAUCCGAUUUAUGAAGCUGGUUCUUGUCCUUAUGUUGAUGAGGCCUUUGAUUGUCAAGGCAAUGGAAGGAAAGAUUCUGAUUAUCUUAAAUGGCGCUGGAAGCCUUAUGAUUGUGAUCUUCCAAGGUUUAAUGCAACAGACUUCUUGACAAGAUUGAGAGGGAAGAGGCUCAUGCUAGUUGGAGACUCCAUGAAUCGAAAUCAGUUUGAAUCGAUGCUAUGUCUCCUCCGUGAAGGCCUGCCUGAUAAGAGCAAAAUGUUUGAGAUCCAUGGCAACAAGAUAACGAAGGGAAGAGGCUACUAUGUUUUCAAAUUUGUGGUGCUUGGGCAGGAUUAUGAGUGUACUGUGGAAUUUGUGAGGUCACAUUUCCUUGUGAAAGAAGGGGUGCGCAUAAAUGCACAAGGAAGCUCAAAUCCAACUUUAUCUAUAGAUGUAAUUGACAAGACAGCUGGCCGAUGGAAGAGGGCUGACAUUCUGGUUUUUAAUACUGGGCACUGGUGGGCUCAUGGAAAGACAGCUCGAGGGAAAAAUUACUAUAAAGAAGGUGACUAUCUCUAUACAAAGUUUGAUGCAGUUGAGGCUUACAGAAGGGCUCUGAAGACCUGGGCAAAAUGGAUUGACCAAAAUGUGGAUCUGAAAAAGCAGUUAGUGUUCUAUCGUGGAUACUCCUCAGCCCAUUUCAGAGGUGGGGACUGGGAUUCAGGAGGGACAUGCAAUGGGGAGACUGAACCAGUUUUAAGUGGGGCAAUUCUCAACAACUAUCCUGUCAAAAUGAAGAUAGUAGAGGAGGUAAUUCAGGAAAUGAAGAAUCCAGUUACACUACUAAAUGUGACAAGGUUGACCAAUUUUCGAAAGGAUGGACAUCCAUCAAUCUUUGGCAAGAACGCAACUGCAGGGAUAAAGGUUUCAACAAGGCGCCAAGACUGCAGCCAUUGGUGUGUUCCAGGUGUCCCUGAUGCAUGGAAUGAGCUGAUAUAUGCAACUUUGCUUCAACAAACAGUUUCCAAGAGUUGAAACAGCAAUCUUCGCUUCCAUUUUAAACAGGGAAAUUUUUUUUAUAGUUUUACUUUGACUAGGUACGGAGAAUUCCAAGUUUUGUGUUGUACAAGACUUGCAAUGUGAGUUCUGGAUUUGCAAGUCAUGGAAAAAUAUUUUUUCUUACAACCAUUUAUUGGUGCAUGAUAUAUUCAUACAUAUAUAUAAACAUA
Populus nigra (black poplar) is the source of this 1892-nucleotide messenger RNA. RefSeq names its product protein trichome birefringence-like 5. Lineage: Eukaryota; Viridiplantae; Streptophyta; Magnoliopsida; Malpighiales; Salicaceae. The record is from RefSeq and is a predicted model, not a curated record. Gene Ontology annotation, molecular function: O-acetyltransferase activity. The coding region runs from base 181 to 1698 and encodes 505 amino acids. The transcript is spliced from 5 exons. Gene Ontology annotation, cellular component: Golgi apparatus.